UGCUCGUUGUGAUAUAAAAGCAUCGCUCGAAAUGGCGCGAACGUUUUAUUGUACAGGAAUUUUUCCACCGGUAACAUCCACCUGAUCAUCUGCUUCUCUCGUGGAUCCGCUGUUUUUGCGUUUUUCAGUUCAUCCAACAUGAAAGUGAUCGUCUGUCUGUGCGUUGUGGCGCUGGCUGCCGCCGCCUUGGGCGCACCCCAGGAACGUGAUGGAGCCGCCCUCACGAACGAAGCAAUCCGACAGGCCCAAUCGCAGCGUCUGAUCCCGAGCGAUGCCACCAUCCAGGGAGUCCAGGAGGGUAUCCAGGUGGCGGCCAUCGAAGCCAUCCCCGGAGACCAGCGGGUGGAUCUGUUCCAACUGCUCGGCGAUCAGGUCCCGAAGGAAGUGAUCACCAAUCUGCAGUCGCAGGUCGAUCAGGUCGGACACAACUAAAGGGGGAGCAGCGGAAUUGGAAUGAUUUUCCCGGUUUAGGGAAUGAUUUGAAGAGUUACUAUCACCAGGCUCAUGUCUACCGGACUACGGAUCGGAUUUUUCGAGCUGACACAAAAACGCCAUGGUUAGGAUUAAGUAGUUUCAUAAAAGUUUUAUUUUAUUACGGUACGACCAACUAGUGCUGAAUGGAACAAGAUGCAUUGUUUCUCUCUUAUAAACAAAACAAACAAAAUUUAUGUGUUACCUUUUUAGACUAAACUUGUGCCACAAUCACUUGUUAUUCUUCCACGAUAGUGCCAAUUAGUCUUUUUGCAGCUUUCUACCUGCCGGAAGGAUUAGUUAAACAGUUGUUUUAUAGCCCAAUAAGGAACGAUUUCGCUACUGAAUAAAGUUCG
Uranotaenia lowii is the source of this 827-nucleotide messenger RNA. RefSeq lists its product as uncharacterized. The transcript has 2 exons. The record is from RefSeq and is a predicted model, not a curated record. The coding region runs from base 139 to 432 and encodes 97 amino acids. Lineage: Eukaryota; Metazoa; Arthropoda; Insecta; Diptera; Culicidae.